CAAACCUGAAAUCAGAAAUCUGCUUCUCUCAGAGCUGUCCACAGAGUCCUAAAUUAUACCAUAUUCAUUGGAUGUGUGGCACAUAUGUCACAAAUUCAGGCAUAUGUGUACAUGUGGCUUAGGGAGAGGGACUGGGUAAAGUUGCCUCACCUGGCUGUAGAGGUAUGUAUUAGUUGGUCUUAGUUUAUUAUUCUGAGUACACGUAAUGUUUACAUUAGUAAAGCACAACAGUACAGUAUUAGAACCGAUCCUAUUAUUAGGUGCUGUGCUGACUACCCUGUGUUGUCCCACUGAAGAGUCUCCACUUCAGUCUUAUUUACUAAUGUUUUACGCUUGCUUUUACUGGUGUAAAUGUCAAUACAUGAUGAAAAGCAGUGACUCAUGCCUCCUCUGCCCUCAAGUAGUGCAUAAGGCAGUUAAAAUAAUGUAUACUUCUAUCUAAGUGGCAUGUUAAAAUCUAAUAUGAAGAAAAUUGAAGACAGCUGGCAUGCUUCCUGGUUUGCCAACAAAUUUUUGUAUUUUUAGCUAUAACUACAGAUGCCUUCAGACUGUGGGCUUGAUCUUAUGUUAAUUGAAGUCAUUUGCAAAAUUUCCAUUGACUUUAAUGGUCCAAUCCUGCAAACACCGUAGUCAUGAUGGAAAGCCCUAGCACCCAAUAAUUAAGGUUUGCAAGAUCAGGUCUUUAGUUUGAUUGCGUCUAUAGCUAGAAUGAGCAGCAUUUUAUAAUGUACAGUACUUAAUCAAAUAUGAGUCAAAAAGAAAUGAUAUAGAACAUCUAACAUGAAAUAUAAGUAGUGGAAGGAAAAACAACCAUUCUCUCCAACUGAUACGAACCUUGCCAGUAAAACUCCUGGAUUAUGACCUUAUACAUGUAAAUACGCUUUGAUGAUAAAAAAAUUUCUGGUGGAAAUCCCAUCUUCACUACACAUUUGUUAUAUUACUCAUGAACUUAGUUUUAGACAAAUUUGUUGUAUAUGUGAUGGAUCAUGUAUAUUUGUUUUUCUUCCAAAACUCUGUCAGUUAAACGAAGAACACUUCCCUUUUUUCCAGAGAAGAAGCUACAAGUAAGUCAAGAAAAUGGCUUUUGAAAGUCUGAUUAUUCCAUUUUUAAUGUUCCUCAGCAAAGCUACAACUGAAGAGCUGUGCCCCUUGCGUCGCUCCAUUGAUGUACUUGAAGGGGAAUAUUUUUUCCUUUGCUUCCCUGGAUCAAUACGAGAUAAUCUUCGCAGUAAAACAAACACAGUGACCUGGUUCAAAGAAAAUGAAGGAAAGAUUAAUUUGAUCCAAGAAACACACAGACUUGUUUUAAAUGGGAGAUUUCUGGAGUUUUGGCCAGCUGAACUCAGUGACCUGGGGAAUUACACAUACAUACUCAGCAAUGGAACAUACAAUGUCACAUCACAAAAGUGGUCCCUGAAUGUGCUCAAAAGAAGUAAAGACAGUUGUUUUAACACAAAUCAUUUAUCCAGGCAAGUUAAAGCUGCUGGAAGAAGUUAUACAUUGAAAUGCAAUGCUGUGCCCCACAAUAAAAAUGUCACCAUAACGUGGUACAAGAACUGUAACAUCUAUAACUCUACAAAGGAGGAGGAACUGCAUUUUCCUAGUUUAACAAUUGAAGACUCUGGGAAUUACACAUGUGAUGUUUCAAUUAGUCAUGCUGGAAAGGCAUUCAACGCCACAAGUACAAUAGAGCUGAUGGUGAAAGAUGAUGCAGCUGAAGUUGUUAAAUUGGAGAUAAUUGAACCUGGAGAAAUUUAUGUUGAAACACAAAUAGGUAAAGAGGUGAUACUCAACUGCACAGUUUUCUUGGGUUACUCAAAUGCUGCCAAGCCAACAUACCUCCUGCGCUGGAUAGACAAUAGUUUAAAUUCAUGUUCAGAGAACACUAAGAAGGAACAAUCAAUAUGUGAAAAGGAAUAUAAUUUUGAUUCAGGAAACAAGAAGUAUGCCUCAAAACUAUUGUGGAUUAAAACAGUUAAAGAGGAGGACCUGAAUUGUAAUUAUACCUGUCUCUUGAAAACUACAAAUAAGCCACAAUUAAAAAUAUUUAAACUGAAGAAAGGGAACCCUCCAGAUCUCCACCCACAUGUAUUUACUACUGGAAUAAUCAUGGCUGUAUUCUUUACACUUGUUCCUGUGCUCCUGGUGGUUCUCUCUGUGAUAUUCAGAGUUGACUUAGUUUUAUUUUACAGGGACAUCACUGGAAAAGAUGACACAAUAGGAGAUGGAAAAGAAUAUGAUGCUUUUGUGUCUUAUCUGAAAGACUCCAUAUCUACCAACGUAGAAGAAAGAAAAUUUGCUCUGGAGAUAUUGCCCAGGACAUUAGAAGACCAUUUUGGUUACAAAUUGUGUAUAUUUGAGCGGGAUGUGUCUCCUGGAGGAGCUGUUGUUGAUGAUGUCCAGUCAUUUAUUGACAAAAGCAGAAGAUUAAUCAUUAUACUGAGCCGGAACUACAUUUCUGACAGAGCCAUGUAUGAACUUGAGACUGGACUGCAUAAGGCACUGGUUGAAAGGAAGAUUAAAAUAAUAUUAAUUGAAUACAUGCUUAUAAGUGAUUAUAAUGUCCUGCCAAAAUCACUGGAGCUUCUACCAUCCAGGAGAGUUGUGAAGUGGAAAGAGGAUAAGUCUCUUCCCUCGAAUUCCAGAUUUUGGAAGAACCUUCGGUACCUGAUGCCAGUGAAAGCUUCCAAGUCAAACAUCAGAAGUCACAAUAAUUCUGAGUCCUAUCUCAGAAGAAGGAACUCAAGCGACAACUGUGUGUUGGGAGUCUAAAACAUUCUUAUAACCAAAAAUUGGAAAAGAAACAUGCUGCCGAAAUGAGCACAUGAUGUUACUUACAUAGAAGAUAUUAAGUGCACAUGUUUUAGGGAGGCAACAUGGUCCAGUGAAUAGAGCACCGGCUGGGACUUGAGAGAUGAGACAAAUCCUCAGCUUGUAUAAAUUGUCAUAGCUCAGAGGGCUAGGUUAAUCCUGCCCCUCACCCUUGAGGCUCUGACAGUUUACACAAACUGAGGAACUGUCCCAAGGAAUCUAACCUGACUCUGCCUUGGAUUCAUUGUGUGACAUGGGGGCAGAUCAAAACCUUUCUAUGUCACAGUUUCUUCAUUUCUCAUAGAAAAACAUUAAUUCUGCUUGCACACUUUUGUAAAGCAAUUUGAGCCCUGUGAAUAGUCUAUAUUUUCAAAGUAUUAUUAUUUAGAAAUGUGAUUACUAUUGUUAUUUAUGAUUUCUUUUGUGAUAGCAUGUAAGGACUCCAGUCAGGAUCAGAGCCACAUUGUACUAAGCACUAUACAAACAUAUAACACAAAGACAGUUUCUGCCCUAGGAAGCUCAACAUCUAGGAUUUAGACAAUAUAACACAAGUAAAUAAAGUGACAAAUGGGAGGAGGGGAGUGAUGGAUUGGAAGAAGGGGAUGGGGAGGACACUGUAAUAGUAGAAAUAUGGUGUAUUUGUAUAUAUCAAUCCUAAUAGUAGUCUCAGUAGUUAUAGGUGGUUACUGCCAUGACCAAUGCCAGAUUGUGUUUUUUUAGGCAUCAUGGCAAAGCAAUAUUUUAGUCCCUGGAUUAGUGUUAUUCAACUCAGAGUACUCUAAAUAACUGUUUAGGUGAGGGGAGUGGGAAACAAUGCCUUCUCCAGAGAGGCCAGUAGGUACGACUUGUAUCUGAGCUGCUUCCAGGCGAGGGGCUUGAGGUGAUAGAGGUUGGUACUUUGAUAAACAGAGGGAAAAAUAAUUGCCAAAAUCUAAGAUACCAGCCUUGGUUCGCCAGUGCCUUGGCGUUGUGAGUAGUUAUUUACACCAGGUCAAACUGGUAGCAUUUUGUACAGAUUUUCACAGAUAUAAAUGGUGACAUAAGUGUGAUGUUGCACCCCAUAGUGCUUUAUAAAAAUAUGCUUAUGAGUGUAAAUAUGACAUAACUGGAAUAUGUUUUAUGCUAGAUAUGCCAUGUACCAUAUCUUUGCAAAGGUU
Messenger RNA from Trachemys scripta elegans, 3968 nucleotides. RefSeq names its product interleukin 18 receptor 1 (gene IL18R1). Gene Ontology annotation, biological process: positive regulation of type II interferon production; interleukin-18-mediated signaling pathway. The transcript has 10 exons. The record is from RefSeq and is a predicted model, not a curated record. Gene Ontology annotation, molecular function: interleukin-18 binding; interleukin-18 receptor activity; interleukin-1 receptor activity. The coding region runs from base 1078 to 2772 and encodes 564 amino acids. Lineage: Eukaryota; Metazoa; Chordata; Testudines; Emydidae.